Vigna umbellata (rice bean) is the source of this 4524-nucleotide messenger RNA. The record is from RefSeq and is a predicted model, not a curated record. Lineage: Eukaryota; Viridiplantae; Streptophyta; Magnoliopsida; Fabales; Fabaceae.
AUGGCGUUCCGAACGGGCAAUGAUGCCAUUUGGUGCCGAGCGUUUUUGCUCUCAUUGGAGGACGAGGCAUUGGAAUGGUUCAAUACCCUCCCCCCUAAUUCAAUAGAAAACUUUACCGGGUUAAAGCAGCUAUUCAUUAAACAAUUCGCGGCCAGUAGUACCCAAGACUUGACCGUAUUCGAAUUAAUGACCCUCAAGCAGGGGAAGGAUGAAGCGCUGCGGACGUUUAUGGACAGGUAUCAGAAGACCGUCCGGCGCGUGAAAAGCCUGACGCCAGAGCUUGCCCUUCACUAUAUCCUGCCGGCUCUAAAGCCGGGGCCGUUUAAGGAUAGCGUCUGCAGACGAGCGCCCAAAACAAUGGAAGAGUUGAGGGAACGAGCGGCGGAUGAGAUAAGGGUGGAGGAGAUGAAGCUCUCAUACAAGAGGGAGAAUCAGGAGGCCAGUGGAGAAAGGACGGACGAUAAUAAGCCCGGUCAGUCGACGGGGAAAACGUCCGGUCCUAGGCCCAGGGAGCAGAAUAAGGGACCCCGUUUCCAACAGUACACACCUCUGAACGCCCCAAGGGAGAAAAUCCUCCGAGAGGCCCUAAGCGCAGAAUUGAUACCGGAGCGGGAAGGGCUCCCGACAGCGAAGAACGAUGACCGGAGCAAGCACUGUGCAUACCAUAAAAAUAUGGGUCAUACCACCGAGGAGUGUUGGACCCUCAGGGAUAAGAUAGAGGAGCUCAUCCGGGCGGGAAAGCUUAAGAAAUACGUCCGUGAUGAGCGCCCGCCACAAUCAACCGAACGGCCUGCUCAGAGGUCGGCGUACCGAAAAGAUAAGUCGAGGAGCGCGAGAGCGGAGCGACCCCGCUCAAAGAGGCGACCAAGCCGAAGUCGAAGCCGCAGCCGGGAACGCCCCUUGAGAGGACAUAUCAACACUAUUUUGGGAGGAUUCGCGGGAGGAGGAUCGUCUUCCUCCGCCCGUAAACGCCAUGUUCGGGCCCUCCAAUCCGUGCAUUUGGUGGACAAGCCACGCCGCUCCAUGCCGCCCAUUACCUUUUCGGACGAAGACUUUCACGCCCCUGAUCCUGACCAGGACGACCCGAUGGUCAUAACGGCAGAGAUAGCGCGGUAUGAGAUCAGUAAGGUUCUGGUUGACCAGGGAAGCUCGGUCAACAUCCUCUAUUGGAAGACCUUCUUGCAGAUGGAUAUCUCGGAGGACCUCAUCGUCCCUUAUGAUGGGCAGAUAAUGGGCUUCGCGGGAGAAAGGGUUGAUACUAGGGGGUACGUAGAAUUGAGAACAAGGUUGGGAACCGGACACUCCAGCGAGGAGAAGAGGGUCCGAUACCUGCUGGUAGAAGCUAACACGUCGUAUAACGUACUGCUCGUAAGGCCGUGUCUAAACGCAUUUGGAGCAAUCAUCUCUACCCCUCACCUCACGAUGAAGUACCCCUCCGAAAAGGGAACAAUCUGUACGGUUCGGGCGGACCAGAAGACGGCACGGGAGUGCUACGCGGCGGGGUUGAAAUUGCACGUCCGACCACUGAAGAGGCGGGCGGCUGGCUCUGAGGUGGCCAUGGCAGACCUCGACCCAAGAACGAAUACCGAGGACCGCCUGGAGCCUAUUGGAGAAACCCAACCUAUCUUGAUAGGAAGGGAACCCAGUCAGACCACCCUCAUCGCCAGGGAGUUGAACCCUGAGAUGGAAAAGGAGUUGAGGGCACUCCUAUGGAAGAAUCGGGAUCUAUUCGCGUGGACGGCAGCCGACAUGCCGGAAAAGGCGAAGAAUGGGCGAGGAGAAACGAAAGGCUGUGGAGGAGGAAGUAGAGAAGUUGAAAAAGAUGGUUUUGUUCGGGAAGUCACGUACACCACGUGGCUAGCUAACGUGGUUAUGGUGAAGAAGGCCAGUGGAAAGUGGCGCAUGUGCACUGACUACACGGACCUGAACAAAGCCUGCCCGAAAGAUUCGCACCCCCUACCCAGUAUAGACGCCCUGGUGGACGGAGCUUCUGGGCAUCGAGUGCUGAGUUUCCUGGAUGCAUAUUCCGGAUACAACCAGAUUCCUAUGUAUGGACCGGACGUUGAGAAAACGGCAUUCAUAACAGAGAAGUCCAGCUUCUGUUAUGAGGUCAUGCCAUUCGGCCUGAAGAAUGCGGGGGCGACGUACCAACGCUUAAUGGACAGGAUCUUCCGGGACCAAAUAGGCCGGUGCAUGGACGUAUAUGUGGACGACAUGGUAGUCCGGUCCGCGGAGGGAGAGGGGCAUCUUAAAGACCUUGAGGAGGUGUUUCGCCAAGUGAGGAAGUUCGGCAUGCGCCUAAACCCCGCCAAAUGCACAUUUGGGGUAGCUGCCGGAAAGUUCUUGGGUUUCAUGUUGACAUCCAGGGGGAUCGAGGCCAACCCGGACAAGUGUGAAGCAAUACUACAAAUGCAAAGUCCGACCACCCUUAAGGAAAUCCAAAGACUGGUCGGACGCCUCACCGCCUUGUCCCGAUUUAUCCCCAACCUGGCGGCAAGAAUGAGGCCGGUCCUGCGAAAAUUGAAGAAAGGGGCCGGCCCGGCCUGGGACGACGAGUGCGAACGAGCGUUCCAGGACGUCAAAACCAUCCUUGUAAACCCACCAGUCAUGAAUCGCCCGGUCCCAGGAGGGGACCUACAUAUUUUCCUAGGAGUGUCGGAGACGGCCAUCAGUGUCGUGCUAAUGCAGGAACGGCCUCAGGCGAGGCUAAUUUAUUUUGUGAGUCGCACGCUCCUAGACGCCGAAAUUCGAUACCAGCGGGUAGAGAAGGUGGCCUUAGCUUUGUUGCACGCCUCCCGAAGGCUUCGUCCUUACUUCCAAAGCCAUCAGGUGAUAGUCAGGACCGACUUCCCUAUCUCCAAAAUCCUCAGGAAGCCGGACUUAGCCGGACGGAUGGUGGCAUGGGCGGUUGAGCUCUCGGAAUUCGGCUUACGGUAUGAGCCGAGAGGAUCGGUCAAAGGCCAACACUUAGCAGAUUUCGCGGCCGAGCUACCACCGUCCAGCCAGGACGAGUUGAACUUGUAUGUGGAUGGAGCGUCUGGUCGAUCAAUCUGCGGGGCCGGCAUCGUGCUCGAGGGCCCCAACGGAUUCCUGCUGGAACAUUCCCUGAUCUUCAAGUUCAAGGUAUCCAACAAUCAGGCCGAGUAUGAGGCCCUGGUGGCCGGCCUUGAGCUGGCAAAAGACAUGGGGGCAAGGAGAAUAACGUGCCGGACGGACUCAGAGCUGGUAGUGGGUCAAAUGAAUGGCAAUUUCCAAGUCCGGGAGGAACGUCUAUUGCGGUAUUUCCAACGAGCAACGGACCUCGCAAAAGCGUUCGAUAAAGUUGACAUUCAGCACAUUCACAGGGAACAAAACGCGAGGGCAGACGUACUAUCUAAACUUAGUUCGGGAAAGGAAAAGGGACAGUUAACUACUGUCGUGCGGCAGGUUCUACUUCAGCCUUCAGUAGAGUGUUCGGCAGUGUCCGACGGGGGAAAGGAUUGGCGAACAGAAAUCAGGGAAAUCAUGACUUGCCAGGAUGAAGGGCGGACGGUAGGCCCGCGCGAAGCCAAGAAGGUCGCCCGAUAUUUUGUGGUGGGGGAUGACCUGUAUUGCAGAGGAUUCUCUUCCCCUCUCCUCAACUGCUUGGGAGAGGCAGAAGCACAGUACGUCAUGGACGAGCUCCAUAACGGCAUUUGCGGCUUUCACACAGGUUGGCGGACGCUAAAAGCCCGGCUACUGAGAGCCGGAUAUUACUGGCCUACCGUGGAAGCAGACACAAGGGCGUUCGUCCAAAGAUGCGUUCGCUGCCAAGAGCAUUCCAACAACUCCAACCUACCGCCGCACGACCUCCAUUCAAUAUCUUCCCCGUGGCCGUUCGCCCAAUGGGGUAUGGACAUCGUAGGACCGUUCCCAGUAGGGCAGGCACAGAAGAAGUUCCUCCUGGUGGCGGUGGAUUACUUUACCAAGUGGGUAGAGGCCGAGGCCCUGGCAACCAUCACGGCCGCCCAAGUCCAGAAGUUCUGCUGGAAAUUGAUAUGUCGCUUCGGCCUCCCUCGGUCAAUCAUCACAGAUAACGGCCGGCAAUUUAUCGACAAGAAACUAGCCGAAUUCUUCAAAGGAUUGGGGAUUAAGCACGUCACCAGUUCAGUAGAACAUCCCCAAACGAACGGACAAGCGGAAGCAAUGAAUAAGACCAUAGUCUCGGAGCUUAAGCGGCGUUUGGGAGAAAAGAAGGGAGCGUGGGUGGACGAGUUACCCGAGGUCCUAUGGGCGUAUAGGUGCACACCUCAUGGAACCACAGGCGAAACCCCUUUUAACUUAACUUAUGGUACUGAUGCUAUGUUACCGGUGGAACUGGGUGAACCGUCCCUGAGGCGGCAAGUCGAAGACCUGAACCUCAACGACCAAGAGAUGAGGAUCGAGUUGGACUCCCUAGAUGAACGGCGGGACCGGGCGGCAUUGAGGGCCGAAGCAUGCAAACGGAUGGUUGAAAGAAAAUACAACUCCAAAGUCCGGCCAAGGAGCUUCCAGGGGGGGACCUAG